GUAAUGUAGACAUUUCAUACUCAAGAACAUUGAAACAAGUCUUUUUUACAAAAAAAUCGUUUGACUGAUUCAUAACACCCCACUCUGGAUAAUUGGCGCGACAUUUCGCUGUGUGGGUUGUAAAGGGACGCUGUGAGGGUCAAGUGUUGGUGGAUUGCCCAUAGAACCGGAGACUGAGUGGAAGAUGAUAACGCGGAAACUGUAGUGUACGUGUGGGUGUUCGUCAGUGAAUAGAAACCGCCGUCCAACAGCAUCCAAGCAGUAGUGGUCGUGUCGUCGUGCUUGGGCAAAGAGGAGUAGAACCUGAAGAAGGAGUUGGAAUCUAUUCAUAUAAUCAUAAUAAAAGGAUUAAGCUGUUUCCGAGAACGACUCGGUCGCCAUAUAGUGAAUGCAUUUUUUUUUUCCUCCCACAACUAGUUCAACGAAUCAUACGGUAGAUUGUGGUGGUGAAAUACGGGGAAACCGCAAAGCCGUUCAAAACUAAUUGAGUGAAAAUAUCAUAAUUGCUGGUUGAAGGAAUCUGUUGGCUUACGUUCCACUUUCGUGCAAUUAAAAGGAAAUGAGAGUUCCAUUGCCAAUCUAACUAACAGCUUUUUAGUAGUGUUCCCGUACGGUUUAUUCAGCUCGGUAGGAAAAAAAUGCGACGCAGUUUGUUUGCGCCAUGAAUGAGAUUGAGCGGGUGAUUUGUUGUUCCCGCCAGUGGUGAUUUCGAUUACCGGAUGAAGAGGCGAUUACACUAAAUCGCUGAAAGGCAUCCACCUUCAGAAACAAGUGAUUGCUUAUACUGCACAAAAGUGAAACCCGGUGUGGGUGGGGUGUUUGCUCAAGAAGAGGUGUACGAAGGUUGCGGAAGAAGAAGAAAAGAAGAAGCUGCUGACAAGUACAAUUUGCGAAAGGAAAAAAAUCGAUCCGAGGAUAAUAGAAGCAGCACAUUAAAACUUUUCCUGAGAUUGCUGCCGCAUACAUCUAGCGUGCGAAACCAUGUAUCAUCAACGGAAGGCGAUACUUUCGCUCAUCUUCACCCUGCAAUAUUUUCGAAUAAUCCGAACGCUGCAGCUAACGGAAAUCGUCGUGCCGGACGUGGUCGAUGUUCGUGAUACGCCCACACUGUCCUGCAGCUACGACAUGGGAACGCACACGCUCAACUCUGUCAAGUGGUACAAAGACGAAAGUGAGUUCUUCAGGUACUCACCGAUGCUGGAGCCGAACGUGCGGACAUUUCCGGUGGACGGCGUCAGCGUGGUCCGAGACUCGCCGGAGCACUAUUGCAACCGGUUCAUGUGCAGCAUCCAGCUACAAAGGCUCAACAUCAAAUCGAGUGGGACCUACCGGUGUGAGGUCAGCGGCGAUGCACCGGAGUUCAAGCUGGCUCACGGUGUCUACAACAUGACGGUGGCCGUGCUUCCACAGUACGACCCCAUCAUCAACGGACUGCAGCACAACUACGCCUUGGGCGAUUUCGUGGUGGCCAACUGCUCCUCGGACAUGUCCAGCCCACCGGCUCGGCUCUAUUGGUUCAUCAACGAUCGAAUCGUCCCAUCGGACUACCUGCAGCCGCAGCAGGAAACGACCAUCGAGAGCGACGGGUUCAUCCUGCGCUACCGGACGCUGGAGCUGCGAUUCCACAUCGAUGAGGCGCGGCUCGGCAAAAUCAAGGGCAAGCUGAUGCUCAAGUGUUUGGCACGGAUCGACGCGUUUCCACAGGGCACGCGGGAAACCACCCAGGUGGUGUACAUCCCGAUGACGGACGAGCUGCGUAACCAGAAGCUCAUCAACUGGCGAAACGGAGCGCAAUCCCUGCACCACCGGUCUCAUCCGCACUCAAAGCAGCAUCUAAAGUAUGUAGCCCUUCUUAUCCUAUCAUUGCUAGCGAUAAUUUCACUAUCUCUGUAAAGCCAACCAACCCCCUAAACCCCGAAACGAUAGUCACAUGAAAGCAUAGCAAAUGGCGGUGUGGGUGGUUGGCACGAGUUGAUCAUUAGUUCGUUCCAAACGAAUUCAACAACGAGCCAAAACUUAGAGGCAGCAUGCCAAGGCAACACCAAUGUAUGAUGAAGAAAAAAGAAGAAAAAACUAACAAGUACAAGUACGCUUCUUUCUGCGUGAUAGAGACCUCCUUAUAGCAAAAGAAGAAAAGUCGGAUGGAAAGUUUGGAACGAGAUGAAGAAAACUAUCGAAAAACUCUAGUUGUUAAUUUUUUAGAAGCAAUUUUCGUUGAUCCCUCAUAUAAUGUAUAGUGGUUGUGGCGGAGGAUGCAGAAUAGUACUUGAAAUUCGUUCACUAUUGUAUCGUUACUAUCAAAAGCACUCACACAUCGUUUUGGGGGAGAGACGUUGCGGAUGUGAUGGUGGAGAAGGGAACGUCGCGGUGCUCCACAGAUCGUUAUUACCAAGAACAAAAAAAUCCGUCAACUGCACUCAGCAGUCGUUUUCUAAGGCUAAGCUGCAUGUUCUGACAAGAUAUGAAAAAAAUCGUUAGAUCCGUUUUAAACCUACGCCCUUUUCAUGGCACAAACUGUCAUAUUACAAUAAAAGAAACAUCCAAACUUGAUGGUGUUUUUCUUAUGAUAAUAACGGUAAAUGAAAAAAGUAAUGCUAUUAAAUGGGCGUUACUUGAAGAUGGACAC
Aedes aegypti (yellow fever mosquito) is the source of this 2626-nucleotide messenger RNA. RefSeq lists its product as uncharacterized. The record is from RefSeq and is a predicted model, not a curated record. Lineage: Eukaryota; Metazoa; Arthropoda; Insecta; Diptera; Culicidae. The transcript has 6 exons. Bases 982 to 1893 code for a protein of 303 amino acids.